Molecule: messenger RNA, 1234 nt
Organism: Magnolia sinica
Lineage: Eukaryota; Viridiplantae; Streptophyta; Magnoliopsida; Magnoliales; Magnoliaceae
Product: anthocyanidin reductase ((2S)-flavan-3-ol-forming)-like
Exons: 6
Coding region: 11-1063 (350 amino acids)
Molecular function (GO): oxidoreductase activity, acting on the CH-OH group of donors, NAD or NADP as acceptor
Source: RefSeq, a predicted model, not a curated record
CCGUCUAUAUAUGGUGACGGCUCUCAUCUUCGUAGGAGGAAGGACAGAAAUGGCAACGGCUAGGAUGGAAAGGGAGAGGGCAUGUGUAACUGGAGCCACAGGAUAUGUGGGGUCCAUGCUCGUUAAAAGCUUGUUAGAGAAAGGGUACGCCGUCAACGCCACCGUCAGAGACCCAGCAAAUAGCAAAAAGGUGGCCCACCUCUUAGAUCUACAAGUCUUGGGUGAUCUAAAAAUUUUCAAGGCAGAUCUCACGGAGGAAGGCAGCUUUGAUGACGCCAUCAAUUGUUGUGAUUUUGUCUUCCAUGUGGCAACCCCAAUGAACUUCCAGUCUAAAGACCUAGAGAAUGACAUGAUCAAGCCAACUAUCAACGGGACAUUGGAAAUUCUGAAAUCAUGUGUGAAAGCGAAGACCGUGAAGCGUGUGGUCUACACAUCAUCGGUGGCUGCUGUGGCGCGGAAGAAGCUCACUGGGACAGGCCAUGUCCUUGAUGAGGAGAGCUGGUCCGAUGUUGAGUAUUUGACUUCUGAGAAGCCACUAUCUUGGGGAUAUGCAGUAUCAAAAACCCUAGCGGAGAAGGCAGCAUGGAAAUUCGCUAAAGAAAACAACAUCAGUCUCAUCACCAUUAAUCCUGGUGUCAUCACGGGCCCAUCUCUAACUCCAGAGGUCCCAGUGACCGUCGGCAUAGCUCUGUCUUUGCUCACAGGGAACGAAGUCGGGAUCAACUUUUUGAAAAGCAUGCAGCAGAUGUCGGGAUCAAUCUCUAUCGUACACGUGGAGGACGUCUGUAGGGCCCACAUCUUUGUAGCGGAGAACGAAUCGGCUUCCGGCCGUUACAUAUGCUGCGCUGCCAAUACGCGCGUACCGGAUCUUGCAAAAUUCCUCUCAAAACGAUAUCUACCGUACAAUCUCCUCACUGAUUUCAGUGAUUUUCUGGUGAAUAUCGAGUCGAUCAUCUCCUCCGAGAAGCUGAUUAAAGCUGGAUUUAGCUACAACUAUGGGAUGGAAGAGAUGUACGAUGAAUCGAUGGAGUACUUGAGGGCCGUUGGAUUGUUGGCCAAUUGAGAGCUCUCUCUUCUUCUAUCCUCCUGCAAACUACACUUUUAAAAUUGGUAUAAUCCCUAUUAAAGAAGAGCUACUGUGGAUGUAAUAUCUGAUUAAUCACUUGUAAUAAGAUGAAUGUGUGGGUUACCAAACAUUUGAUGCCCUAAUCACAUUUACCUGGCUGUUUAGGCC